AGUCGACUGGAAAAACUUACUACAGCCCGCACCUUGCAGCCCCUAGAAGCUGUUGCUGACACUGAUAUUGCUGCUUUCCUAAGGAAUGAACGUGAGAAUGCCAUCAUCACAGCUAUUGAAGAUUCUAAACGUCGGACAAGUGAGGAGGUGGACAAGCUUUAUUGGAAACAGCAACAGGCUGAGUGGGAACAGAAGAAGCAGGACCUGCUCUCAGCCUUCACUCACUCGGGAACAGACCUCCUCAACAUCACUGUUCAGCAACAGGAUAGUGUUGUCAGUGUACCACGUACUGUGGCAGGCACACGUAGCAGCCUGAGCAGUGAGGAAAUGUUAUAUGUCCGAGUCAUCCGCCAAUAUAACGAGGAAGUUCUCCAGUGUGGAAUACGACCCAACUUGGCCGAAUCCCUUACCAGUACUGCAUCCUCCAUGGGUGAUCAGGGUAUAUUGGAUUUGUGGGCACUGGUGAAGUGCCUUAGUGAAGUGCCAGUGAGUGUCGGUGGUGAUGCAGCUCAGGCCCGGGGCUCUCCUAGGGUACAAGCUGCAUUGGUCAAGCAAGCUCGAGGCCAUCUGGAGAACUCUUAUGCCACUCACAUGAAGCGUAUGGUAUACUCUAACUUAGAACGUGCACAGUUAGGAGGUAUUCCUGGUUUAGUGCCUCUGGUGCGGGCGUACUUAGAAGUAGUUCUACCGCCUCAAGUUGCCUCUUCCUUAGAGGAUGGCCAAGCUAAUGGUGCACCAGUUUGGCCUCUCAUCUUUUAUUGCAUGAGAGCUGGAGGCAGCAAGUCUGCAUGUCUUGCUGCAGCAGAAAACAGUUCCCCAUCAGUCAUAGAAAUUGUGACUGCCUUGGAACAGUACGAGAAGAGUGAGUCAGGUCGCCUGUUGCCUGACAUGGAGAAAAAACUGAGGAUGUCAUACAAAAGAGCUGUUAAGAAUUCUCCUGAUCCAUUUAAACGAGCUGUUUACUGUGUCUUGAGCCGUUGUGACCCACAUGAGGACCAUGGUGAUAUUGCUGCUACAACGGAUGACUACUUGUGGCUCAAACUGUGUGUGGUUGAUUGUGACUCAUCACCAUCUGCUUCAACCUCUAGCAGCAGUAGUGCUCAGCAGGAUGUACUCUCUCUCACUCAUCUACAGAAUCUUCUUUAUGAACAGUAUGGAGAGUCCCAUUUCAAUGCAUACUAUCAGCCACUUCUCUAUACAUCAAUUUUGCUGCAAACAGCCCAGUUUGAAGCUGCUGUUGAAUUUCUAAGUCGAAAAGAAGCUUUGAGAUGUCAUGCUGUUCAUGUGGCUCUUGCAUUGCACGAAAUGAACCUUUUGGCUAUACCUGCAGAAGUUCAUUCCCCAAUGUUAUCACGAGAAGAUGGUGAUCCUGAAGGAGUUCGACGCUUAAACCUGACUCGUCUUCUUCUCCUGUACACCCGAAAAUUUGAAGCAACUGACCCACUUGAAGCACUACACUACUGUUUCUUCCUCAGAUCACUGAAGGGGAGAAAUGGUGAAAGUGUGUUCUCUGGAUGCAUUAGUCAACUGGUGCUCCAAUCACGAGAAUUUGAUUUGUUACUUGGGCGCUUGGAACCAGAUGGUCGUCGCACUCCCGGCAUCAUUGAUAAAUUCAAGAUUGAUGUGAGUGAGGUAACGCAGAUGGUGGCACAGGACUCGGAAAAAAAGGGGCUACAUGAAGAUGCAGUCAAGCUGUAUGAUCUUGCCCAGAAUCAUGACAAAGUAGUGUCAUUGCUGAACCAACUGCUGAGUCAAGUGGUGCACCAGAGUGAAGGUGGCAGUGGUAGUCAGCGUGGACGUGUUGUUGAUUUGGCAACUGCUGUGGCAUUGCGCUUCAAGACUCACGGUCACAACACUCAUCCUAAUAAUUCUGCUACACUGUAUCUUCUCCUAGACCUCACCACUUUCUUUGAUCUGUACCAUAAAGAAAGGUUUAUGGAAGCUCUUGAGGUUUUGAAAAAGCUGCGUCUAAUUGCUUUAAGACAAGACGAGGUGGAGGCUCGCGUAGCUGGGAUCACUGCUCAAGGAAGUGAAGUACGAAGUGUACUCCCGCAUGUUCUCCUGGCGGCAAUGACUACGACCCAUCGCUUGUAUCGCAUGCCCGCUCAACCACAGUCUCCACAAACCUCCUUUAAUGCAUCUACUACAGGGGCUUCUCCAGCCACCAAGCACCUUCAAGAACAAGCUCAAGCCAUUGUGGCAUUUGCAGGGAUGAUCCCCAUGAGACUACACUCUGAGAUAAAUGCACGCCUGGUACAGUUGGAGGCUCUUAUUAAUUAAUGGGUGUCUGUGUCCGUAUAUUAAGCUUUUUUCUUUUGCUCUUGAUGACUGGCUCUUGAUAAUCUUUGAUGAUUUAGCAGAAAUAUAAAGGAUAAGAAAUCUUUUUUGAAAGAAAAUUUAGAAUACUGUACUUAGAUAUAAGUGUUUGUAUGAUAAAUUUCCAGAUUAAAUGCAAUGAAUACUUGGUUAUGACCGAAAAAAGGAAGCAAUUGUUUCAAAAUUAAUUAUUUCAGUUUUGCAAAUGAAAAGUCAUAGAAUAUAACUUAUUAAUUAUUCCAGUAUACUGUAUUGCCAAUAUUAUGAAAUAAAAAAUCAGUACAGUCUACAAUUUUAAUGAAUACAAAGCUCAAAACAAUGGUGUCAUGUGUCAGUACUCUGUUAACUCUCGUGUAGCUGGUGUCUGUACUAAACUCUUCUGUUAUGCAAUAAAUAAGGAUGGAAACUUGAAA
Messenger RNA from Homarus americanus (American lobster), 2729 nucleotides. RefSeq names its product nuclear pore complex protein Nup93-like. Gene Ontology annotation, cellular component: nuclear pore. Bases 328 to 2280 code for a protein of 650 amino acids. The transcript is spliced from 16 exons. NCBI's taxonomy places the organism in Eukaryota, Metazoa, Arthropoda, Malacostraca, Decapoda, Nephropidae. The record is from RefSeq and is a predicted model, not a curated record. Gene Ontology annotation, biological process: protein import into nucleus; poly(A)+ mRNA export from nucleus. Gene Ontology annotation, molecular function: structural constituent of nuclear pore.